ACCAACACAUAUGUACAGCCCAUAUGCAGCCUAACUCAACUGAGCAAGACGAUGAGGAGAAAGAGGCAGUCCUGCAGUGUAAGCAGUCAAACAUCACCUGUGCGCGAACUCCGGAACGCAUACGCGCAAGCGAGGCCCAAAAGCCGGCGAUAUUUCUGGUGUCCCGAGCUCUCGUCACUAUCACGGUUACCGUCGUUGUCAGGACUUGCCUUGCCUUACAUAGUUAGUAC
Canariomyces notabilis is the source of this 230-nucleotide messenger RNA. RefSeq lists its product as uncharacterized. The transcript is spliced from 2 exons. The annotation marks the transcript as partial. Lineage: Eukaryota; Fungi; Ascomycota; Sordariomycetes; Sordariales; Chaetomiaceae. The record is from RefSeq and is a predicted model, not a curated record.